Rhopalosiphum padi (bird cherry-oat aphid) is the source of this 3554-nucleotide messenger RNA. RefSeq names its product zinc finger MYM-type protein 1-like. NCBI's taxonomy places the organism in Eukaryota, Metazoa, Arthropoda, Insecta, Hemiptera, Aphididae. The transcript has 7 exons. The record is from RefSeq and is a predicted model, not a curated record. Gene Ontology annotation, molecular function: protein dimerization activity. Bases 708 to 3482 code for a protein of 924 amino acids.
UUAAGGGGGGGCAACUGGGGCAAGUGCCCCGGGCGCCAAAUUCUAGGGGGCGGGAAAAUUUUUAUAGUUUACCACUACAUAUAAUUAAAAUCUUUCUAUUUAAUUUGAUAUAAUAUUAUUAUACAAAAUACAAAUAAAGAUUAUAAAUUAAAAAUAGACAUUUUACUUAUAACUCAUAAGGUCUAUGAUUAUAAACGGUUUUCAUACAGGUCUAUGAGCGGCACGGGAUUGUGACAAUCAUAGAUAUAAAUAUCAAUGAUUUAUUUAUAUAUUAUAAUAUAUAUCAUCUGUGGCGGAAAUAACAUGUUAUUAGCUAAUACGAGUUAAAAAUAACAUAAUAUCCACAUCAAAAUAUUAUUUUCCUUAUCGCCGACCGCCGAACGUUAUUUUUGUCAAUAUUAGCUAUAGUGACUCGCGUGUUUAAUUGUCUUCUGACAGCGUCUUGUGUAAUAAGUUAACCAUACGGUCAUUAGACGCUUAAUGUUAAUAUUUGAUUUAAUCUUUAUUGUUUAUUGUUUAUAAUUCGUUCUACUUUCAAAAUUAGUAUUCAGUAUUCCAGUAUACCUUCUAUAAAUUACUGGAAUUUGGUAAGUACAAUGUUAUAAAUUUAUAGUUUAUAUAUGGUUCUAUGCACUGUACUCGAUUGAGUAUUAUAAAUUAUAUUUAUAUUACUAUAUUCUGUAAUAGAUUAUACGCGGAUUUUCAAUAUGGAAGCUAAAAAAAAGCUUAGUGGUUCAGGAUAUAGAAAGCAAGCAAAAAUUAAAAAAUUAAAACACGAUGCAUUAAUUAAGAAUUGUAGAAAAUUAGAUAGUAUGUUCAAGCCAUCGAAUAAUUCAAAUACAGAUGAUAAACUGGAGAUGUUAAACCAAGGUACACAAAUACAAAUGAACCCAGAUUAUUCAAAUGUAAACAGUUCUGAACAGUACAAACCUACAAAAAGUAGUGGUUAUAUUGAGACAGAAAAUACAGAUGAUGAACUAGAUAUGUUAAACCAAGAUACACAAAUACAAAUGAACCCAGAUUAUUCAAAUAUAAACAGUUCUGAACAGCACAAUCCUAUGACAAGUAGUGGAAAUAUUGUGACAGAAUAUACAGAUGAUAAACUAGAGAUGUUAAAUCAAGAUACACAAAUACAAAUAUACCCAGAUUAUUCAAAUGUAAACAGUUCUGAACAACACAAACUUACAAAAAGUAGUGGUUAUAUUAAGACAGAAAAUAGUAUUUCUGAGAUAAAUACUGAUAUAUUGUCAUCUAAGAAUAAUGAAACUGCUGAUGUUUUGUUUGAGCCUACUGAUAUUCCUCGAUGUGAUCCUGCUUUAUGGAAAAUAAACGAGUUCACUAUAGAAUAUAUUUGUAUUAAUGGAUUUUCUCAAGAUUUAAAUGAUUUAAAUUUUACCAAGUCUAAACGAGCAUAUACAAAACUUCACAAAAAAACUACCAAAACCUACUAUAGAUUUUGCAAUAAAAACUAUUGGAAUACAAGACUACCUAAUGGUGAUUCAAUUAAACGUAAUUUCAUUGCAUACUCAGAAAGUAAGGGUGUAAUUUACUGUAUCCCAUGCUUGUUGUUUGGCAACAUAAAUUCAUCUUCAUUUGCUUCAAAAGGAUUUUCAAACUGGAAAAGAGCUGAAGAGCUCAUAUCACAACAUGAAAAUUCUUUAAAACAUCGUUCAAAUAUUCUAGCAAUGAAAAAUCGAGGACAAACACAUCAAAGAAUUGAUCAACAAAUAAUACAACAAAUUGAAAAUGAACGUAUGUAUUGGAUCAAUGUUUUAAAAAGAGUUGUGGCAAUUGUUAAAACAUUGGCAUCAAGAGGUUUAGCAUUCAGAGGACAUACUUCAAAAAUUGGAUGUCCACGUAAUGGAAAUUUUAUGAUGGCACUUGAGUUAUUAGCUGAAUUUGACCCUUUUAUAUCAAACCAUAUUUCCAAAAAUGGUAAUCCCGGUAAAGGUCAUACUUCAUAUUUAUCAUAUUAUAUUUAUGAGCAAUUUAUUUUAUUAAUGUCUAAAAAAGUAGAAAAUACUAUUAUUCAAGAUGUCAAUACUUCACGAUAUUUUUCAAUUAGUGUUGAUUCAACGCCAGAUAUUACCCACACUGAUCAACUUUCUUUAGUUGUACGAUUUGUUGAUGAGAGUGGUAAUGUAUUUGAGCGUUUUUUAUGUUUUAUGAAUAAUGUUGGACAUAAAUCAGAAGAUAUGGCUGAAGCAGUGAUAACAAUUCUGAAUAAGUACAAUUUGAAUCUUAACUAUUUAAGAGGGCAGUCAUAUGACAAUGCGAGUAACAUGUCUGGUAGUUACUCUGGAUUACAAGCUAGAAUAAAACUGAUAAAUCCAUUGGCCAAGUUUGUUCCCUGCUCGGCUCAUUCAUUAAAUUUAGUGGGACAAAAUGCUGCCAGCUGUUGUAAUGAAGCUAUUCAUUUUUUUAACUUUCUUCAAAACUUGUACACAUUCUUUUCAGCAUCAACUUACCGAUGGCAGAUUUUAAAUUCUUCAAUCAAGAGAUUAUCAGAUACAAGGUGGUCUGCAAGAGAUGAUGCAUGUUAUUCAUUAAAUAAAAAUUGGUCAUCUAUUGAAAAUGCUUUAAUUAAGAUUGGAGAAAAUGAAAAAGAAAAACCAGCUAUUCGAUGUGAAGCAAAUGGUAUACUCAAAAUACUUAAAUCAUUAGAAACAUUUUUCUUGUCAAUUUUUUGGGGAGACAUAUUACAUAGGUUUAAUACAGUUAGCAAAAAACUUCAAAGUGUAAAUAUUGAUUUAAGUGUUGUUGUUGAGCUUUAUCAAUCAUUAAUUAAUUAUGUUGGUGAUAUUCGUACAGAUAAAGAUUAUGAAAAUUUUAAAAGAAAUGCUAUUGAAAAAUGUGGAAUUAUGAACUUUAGAAAUACUGAAAAGCGACAAAAAAAAAUUAAAAAAUUUAGUGAUGACAGUUCAAUGGAAAGUAUUGUAACUAAUUUUAAAAUCAAUACCUAUUUUGUUAUUUUAGACCAAUUGAAGUCAGAAUUGUUGAGAAGAAAAAUUGCAUAUAACAACCUUUUAAAAAAUUAUUAUUUUUUUUUUAAAAUUACUAAAAUGACAGCUGCAGACAUAAGGGUAUCUGCUGAGCUGUUAAGAAAUGAAUAUAAUACAGAUUUGGGAACUUCAUUUCCUAAUGAAUGUAUUCAUUUUAGCAGCUAUUUGAAAACUAUUUCUAAUCCUCCUCAAAGUAUUCAAGAUAUGUUAGUGUUUAUAAGAAAAAAUAAUUUGAAGGAUAUUUUCCCUUAUAUAGAUAUUGCUUUAAGAAUGUUACUAUGCACUCCAGUUAGUAACUGCUCAACUGAGAGGUCAUUUUCAGCCUUAAAACGAAUAAAAUCAUAUUUAAGGUCAAACAUAGGCGAAGAAAGGCUCACUGCAUUAGCAAUCAUGAAUAUAGAAUCUGAUGUUACUACAGCAAUAAGCUACGACGAUAUUAUUCAAGAAUUUGCUCAAGACCAUGCACGACGAAAAGUAUAAGUACAUUUUUAAAUAUUGUUUGUUCUAGUAUAUUAAUAAUUAUUUUAAAUAUAUUUAUAUUUAUUAUCUACA